This is a messenger RNA of Cylicocyclus nassatus, 766 nucleotides long. NCBI's taxonomy places the organism in Eukaryota, Metazoa, Nematoda, Chromadorea, Rhabditida, Strongylidae. The record is from the annotation of a GenBank genome assembly.
GUUUUCGCGCGUUCUGUUCAUUUGUAUUCACUACCUUGCCUCUAGGCUGUGACUCGUUUGACUCGUACAAGUCGUGAUGUCGUCUACCGAAGUCGUUGCUGAACAGCUGCAAGAAGCCGUCUCUCCGGUGAAGAAUGUCGAGGCAAAGGAAAAGCCGGAAAGCCCCCGCAAAAGGAGACUAACUGGCGACGAGGCGGAUAUUGCUGAGAAGACCGUUGCGAAGAAGCCGCACACUGAGGACGAGCAACCAAAAGAGAAGGAAGAGGAAGCACCACCCACAACCGAGAAAGAGGAAGUCAAAGAUGAAGAAAAGAAGAAAGCGGUUGUGGAAGGACCAGCUGAGAAAGAAGAAGCUGUGGAGGGACCAGCUGAAAAAGAGAAAGGAGAUGAGGCAGCUGGUGAGAAGGAGGCUGAGACAGCCGGUGAGAAAGAAAUCCCUGAGGUUGUUGCGGAAAAGGAGGAAAGUGUCGAAGAAAAGCAAUCGUCCGAAGGCAGCGCCGAUGAAGCCAUUUCUGAGGAAAAGGACGCCGAGAAGAAAGAAGGUGCUGCCAUGGAGGAUGCUGAUUCGAAGGAUGAGGAGACAGCUGACAAGAAGACCGACGUCGAAGGUCCAGCCGAGCGCGAGUCCGAAGCAGAAGUUGCUGAGGCUUGAACUAACCUGUAAUCGAUACUCAUCGUUCAUGCUUUGUGUACAAUAUUAUUAUACGUGUAAUCAUUCGGUUAAGGCAUGCUGUAUCUGUGAAUAAACGUUGUCUUGUGAGCGAGA